Molecule: messenger RNA, 1053 nt
Organism: Hevea brasiliensis (rubber tree)
Lineage: Eukaryota; Viridiplantae; Streptophyta; Magnoliopsida; Malpighiales; Euphorbiaceae
Product: receptor-like protein 46
Exons: 1
Coding region: 1-1053 (350 amino acids)
Biological process (GO): hormone-mediated signaling pathway
Cellular component (GO): plasma membrane
Molecular function (GO): protein binding
Source: RefSeq, a predicted model, not a curated record
AUGGAGUUACCAACCGAGAUUGGCAACCUCUCCAACAUAGGAGUUCUGAUCCUAAGAAGAAACUAUUUGUCUGGAGAGAUCCCUCCAUCAAUUCGAAAGACGGAACGAUUACAAGUACUUGUUUUAGAAAAUAAUUUGUUCUUUGGUGAGAUUCCAACAUGGUUGUUUAAUUUCAACUACCUUACGGAAUUGAGUCUUGGGGGAAACAAACUUAUAAUGAAAAAUGCAAGAAUAGUACCAAGGAGCAUGUUAUUUAAACUAUCAUUGAGAUCUUGCAAUCUUUCAGGGCAAAUUCCCUUUUGGAUUUCCAAGCAGACCGAGCUUUUUUUCUUGGACUUGAGUGAUAAUAAGCUUGAAGGAACUCUCCCUCAAUGGUUAUUUCAGUCUCUGCCUUUAGAAAUUCUCUUACUUUCAAAUAAUAACUGGUCAGGAGUAUUGCCAGAUACAAUGGGUCAAGCCACUAAAAUGAGUGUACUCAUGUUGUCAGGUAAGCAUUUCUCUGGACCAAUUCCAGCAUCCAUCUCAAAUAUGCUUCAACUUAAGUUGCUAGACUUGUCAAGCAACAGAUUUUCAGGCAAUCACUUUCCAAUAUUUAAUCCAAAUUCAUCAUUGGUUUAUAUUGAUCUUUCCUCCAAUAAACUAUCUGGUCAGGUUCCUGCGACUUUUCCUUUAGGAAUAAGAGUGCUCUUGUUAAGCCAAAACGAGUUUUCUCAUGUCUUGCCUCAAAACCUCUCAAAUUCAAGCCAGCUUUUAUACCUUGAUGUCCAUAGCAACAACAUUGGGGGUGAAAUCUCAAAUUUUCUCUCACAUAUGUCUUCUCUCCAAAUUUUGAAUCUUAGAAAUAAUUCUUUCAAAGGGUCAAUUCCAAUUAAUUUGUCGAGUCUCAAUGCUCUUCAAAUUCUUGAUCUCUCUUGCAAUAACCUUAGCGGAAUAAUCCCACAUACUUUAGGAAAUCUUUCCGCGAUGAUCAAUCAUUAUGACGUCUCAUCAAGUUUCACAAGUCAAUUUCUUCCCUGGGCUAACAGUUUGGCUCUGUGGGCUUACAGUCCAUAA